Molecule: messenger RNA, 980 nt
Organism: Neltuma alba
Lineage: Eukaryota; Viridiplantae; Streptophyta; Magnoliopsida; Fabales; Fabaceae
Product: beta-amylase 7-like
Exons: 2
Coding region: 122-697 (191 amino acids)
Biological process (GO): brassinosteroid mediated signaling pathway; DNA-templated transcription
Molecular function (GO): DNA-binding transcription factor activity
Source: RefSeq, a predicted model, not a curated record
CUUUCAACAUUUUCGCCUCCACAUGGCCACUUAGUUACCGUUGGAUUGGUUGAGUCACAUAUAACCUUCCUUCUCAGACGCCAAGCAUUUCCCGCUUGGAGGAAAACACAGACGCAGAGGGAUGAAGGAAGGAUCUGGAGGAGGAGGAGGGAAGAGGAGUGAGAGCGACAAGGAGAAGACCAGGAUGAGAGAGAGGCAGAGAAGGGCUAUCACCACUAAUAUCUUCCAUGGCCUCAGGAAGCAUGGUGGCUAUCGUCUCUCUCCUCGCGCUGACAUUAACGAGGUACUUCGUCAGCUUGCCCACGAGGCCGGCUGGGUUAUUCACCCUGAUGGCACCACCUACCGCGCCAAGGUUUCGGGUAGCUGUCCCUUGUGUGGGGCUCUUCGUAAAACCGCCGCCGCCGCCAACCCCACACCCACCGGUGGCGCUGUGAUAGCAGCCGGAGGAGAGUGUUCGCCGAUGGCGUUGGGAACCCCUCUGUCCACCAUCAAAGCCGGGUCUUCGUUAUUAUACUUUCCCGAGAGCCUCAAGGACAGUUGUCGUCAACCCAUCCCUGUUCCAGAGUACACGUACCAAGAGCUCUCCGGAGAGGCUCAAUCCAGCAACGGUGAAGGAAGCCAGAAGAAUAGCGACAGUGGCAUUGGGGAAAGCUCGGGAAUGGCGAUGGAGACGAGUCAGGGGAAUCACUUCAUUUAGAGGACUUGAGCAGGUCGAAUCAGAGAAUAAUGAUAGGUCUCCUCCAUAUGACGAAUGAGGGCGAAGGGCCACCAGCUGACAGCCACCGGCGUCGCCUCGUCAUACUGUUUCGUCCGUUUUAUUACUAACAUCCACCGCCGACCAGCUCCCAUGGAUAGUUUAAAGAUUCAACUAGAAAAGAAAUAGUAAGAGUCUCUGGGACUGUCUCCCCGGUUUAUAAUCUUCUCUUGUUUUGGUGAGAGUGUUGAUAGCUAUUAGCUAGGAACGUAGACAAUUGUAGGGU